AUGUCACUUAUUAAUUGUGGUUUAAUUUAUGAACUACCCUAUAUAGUGAAUACUGGUUCAGCACAAUCUGAAGGCUCUUUACCUUGUCCCGCACUUUAUCCAAUGCAUUAUAUUUCUAGGAUUCGUGAUCCAGUUCAUAUUGCAGUUGAAAUAGGUGGUGAUUCUCUCAUUCGUCUAAAAAAAAUUCUCAGUAAUUGGUUGGAUGAAGAACAAAAAUUGGUACAUAUCAAAAAUAAUAAAGAAAAUUUUGAUCCCGACCAAGUUAACAAUCUAAAGGAUGACCUUCAGUUAAACUUGGGUGAAAAAAUGAAUUUGGAAAAUUCGGAUAUUUUAUUCUUAGCUUCAUCAUUUACUCAAUUGAGUAGUUUACAUUAUUCUCAUUUGAAACGUCCAAAUAAUAGGUAUCCUCAAGAAUUUAUUAUAAAAAUUCUUGAAACUGCCAAUAUUAUGAAAUUAACUUUACGUCAUUUAAGUUCUAAACAAGUUAAAUCAAUAUUUGAUAAUUUUGAUGAAUUAAGAAUAUUUUCAUUUAGUUGUGGAAAAAAUAUACCAGAAUCACUUGAAACUAUUGAAAUUAGAAUAGUUUAUGACUUUCAAUGGAACUUCAGUGCUGAUAGUUUAAGGAAAUUUUUUGAAGGAUGGA
Molecule: messenger RNA, 643 nt
Organism: Diversispora eburnea
Lineage: Eukaryota; Fungi; Glomeromycota; Glomeromycetes; Diversisporales; Diversisporaceae
Source: the annotation of a GenBank genome assembly